GCUCGAUACAGGUACCUUGUGCUGCUAUGAGAUGGCGUCUCAACCACGCCAGAAACUUCUGGAAGACGUUGAGGAUGAAGACACACGACCUCGAGGUGUCAUCGCUGCCGUCAAAUCGGCCUUCCUCAAGCCCAUUUAUCCAUUUGUCUCUCGCACCGCUCUACGCGCGUAUCUCACCACCUUCCUCCUCUUCUCCGCCACUCUCACGCUCCUCGCGCUCGCGACGACAGCCUACGGCCUCUUCUACUGGUCGUACAUCCCACGUAUAGGCUUCGAACGCACCAUCCACCUCCAGUUCGACAAUGUCUACAGACCACAAGGACAACUCCACUCCAAGUUCGCUUCCCCGAAAGAACACCCAUAUCCUUAUGGGAGCAUCAGUCUAUCCCCUGAACUAGUGGCAGGACAAGGAUACGAUGUCGUGGUGGAGCUAGACUUGCCGCGCACGAGAGAGAAUCGCGAUGCUGGGAACUUCAUGCUAGAGGUCACCAUGUAUGCCGCCGACGAGAGAAAGAGCUCUUCUGUAGACAGCAUUCUCGAUGCAGCAAGGCUGGCCAUGACCCCAACGAGCAUGAGAGACGAUGCAGGGACUGUCCUCGCCAUAUCAAGGAGACCGGCGAUCGUGCCGUAUAGAAGUUGGAUCGUGGAUCAUAUCUAUACCGCCAAGAGUCUACCUUGGUAUUUUUUCAAUCUUAGAGAGGAGAAGGAUAAGCUGAGAGUGCCCAUAUUUGAGAAGGUGAGUUUUGGGAAAGGAAGAGCGGGACUGCCUGCUAUGUUACACUUGGAGGUGCAGAGUACGCAUCGGCUGCAGAUAUACAGUGCUGUGGCACACUUCCGGGCACGGUUCACGGGUUUGAGAUGGAUCAUGUACAAUCAUCGGAUCAUCUCUGCUGCAUUGUUCAUUACGGCUUUCUGGGUCACGGAGAUGUUGUUCUUCGGCUUGGCCUGGGCGAUUGUGUCUUUCUACCUGUCGUCGCCAAAGCCGAGAGGACAGUCAGAAACGCAAUUCGACAAGACACCAACAAAGAUCAAAGUCGAGGAGGAGGAAGAUGCAAAAGCUGCAAUGUCGGAAACUGAGCGCACAUUCCCAACUCUGGCAGGGCAAGCGCCUCUGCGAUACCAGUCGCCCACAAACGGCAUCAAACAAGAAGGCGACGAUGAGGAGCCUAGUUUACGACCUGUUACACCUGCUGCGGAAGCUGAUGACGAAGACGAGGAUGUGGACUUCUUCGAUUCUGGCAUUGGGACGUCCCUGGAAUCCAGCAACCCUAGUCGAAGAGAGAGCAUACGAAGGCGACGAGGAAGAUUGAGUGAUAGACCUGAUGCGGAUAAAGCGUACUAGGAGGCUUUUGAGUAUAUCUUCAACUUUGAGGACAGAGCUCAGAUGCGGAAGAACAGUACGCUACAUGAUGGAGCAUUUUGGACGAACGUGAAGUCUGGAAACGGUUUGUGGGCGAGCAGAUGACUGCUGCCUGUAGAUCUGCAGAUUGAUGACCAGCUCGAAUGCCGAGAGAUUAUGAUUCCCUUAGUUCACGAGGAAAACGCGCCGAAUAAGUGCGGAAUAGUGUCUCUAGACACUACACAACUGUUAUUCAACUGCUUCGGCGCGCCGGACGCGUAAUUACGAUACGGCGCGAGAGUACUAGUACGCGUACCUUAACGUAGAUACUCUAAGGGUAGAACAGGUUACUACAGCCUCUUUGCCGGAGGGUGGUGUUCAACAGCCCAUACCUCUCCCCUGCCGGUGGUAUCCGACUGU
Molecule: messenger RNA, 1759 nt
Organism: Sphaerulina musiva SO2202
Lineage: Eukaryota; Fungi; Ascomycota; Dothideomycetes; Mycosphaerellales; Mycosphaerellaceae
Exons: 3
Coding region: 32-1342 (436 amino acids)
Biological process (GO): lipid storage; lipid droplet organization
Cellular component (GO): endoplasmic reticulum membrane
Source: RefSeq, a predicted model, not a curated record